Messenger RNA from Pelobates cultripes (western spadefoot toad), 26337 nucleotides. Lineage: Eukaryota; Metazoa; Chordata; Amphibia; Anura; Pelobatidae. The record is from the annotation of a GenBank genome assembly.
AUUGCAGCCACCAGCCAUGCUGAAACUUUGAAUGGCUGCCUGCUUUUCCCUCAACCAAGGUACAGGGCCAUCUUUUUUUAUUUAUUGAGUAUAUGUAUGCCUGUGUGUUCUUGUCUGUAUGUGUCUGAGUUUGUAUGUGCUUGUCUGUGUGCCUGUCUGUGUGCCUGUCUGUGUCUGAAUGUAGUCUAUACCUUCUGGGCUUGUCUCUGCGUGCGCCUGUGUCCAUGUGCAUAUGUCUUUGUAUUUCUGUGUAUGUGCCUGCCUGUGUGUGCGUCUGUCCGUCUGUAUGUGUAUCUAUGUGUGUCUGUAAAGAAGUGUGAUUAUACCAAAAGGCGUGUUAAGCAGUGGAAUUGGGGUCAGGGAUGGUGCCUUAGGAAUAAAGUCCACAUUUUUGGGAGCUCUUUUUUUUAUUUUUACCCUAGCAAAGCUUCUUCUCUGCUUAGCCCAUGGGUUGUCCGAUGCAAGUUAUAAUAACUAUACACUUUUUUAGUUGUUUUUCUGUUACUCUAGUAAGAUAGAAUAUUUGGAAGCAAAUGAAUGAAUGCUACCUUUCCAUAAACCAACAAUUAUCAUGCCAAAAAAAUAGAUUUCAACUUGCUUUUCUUUGCAAGCUACGGUUUCAAUUUAUGAAACUGCACACAGACAAAAAUCCCUGCAGCAGCAACAGCAGCGUCUGGAGGAACAUACAAAACCAGUUUUUUUUUUAAUCAGAAAAAUGUGCAUGUUUCAAAGUGGGGAGGGGGUGGGGUGUACUCAAGCUCUGAUUUCACUCAGAUCUUAAAAUCAUUUGUAACAUUAUGAACUGACGUUUUAAAGGGAUCACAUGGCCAAGCUCAUCUGGGGUUUCUGAAUGUUGAAUUUUCUAUGGACGUUUUGAUUUCCCCCCCUAGAGGACACACAAGAAAUUUUAUGCAGAAAAAAAUAAAUCAAAACAUCCAGACAGGUUAGUCUAUAAUAGGUGGCUCUGCAAUUGAUAUAGGGUGAGUUGGAGCUGGGCAUGAAAAGUUUGAAAGGGACAGAAGAGAGAAUUGAAAACUCUUAUACAUCAAGAUGCCCAGUGCAUUAAAAACAAUUGUAUCUGAGUCUGAGCUGCACACAGCUGUAAACUGAUCCUUGCUGUGUUUUGUCAGGAAUUUGUAGUUAAUUCACUGAGUGUCAGCCUUUGCCCAUAGCUAAAGCUUCAACAUCACACAGCCUCAACCAAGGGUUCGCUGUUAACCACAAGCAUCUUCCUAUCCCAUACAGCUUGCAAGCUCUGCAUUCCCAGCAGAAGGAUGGCGUGAAGAGUAAUGGAAAAAAUCCACAGUGAAUGACCUGGAGCACAAAGAGACCAAGAUCCUGGAACCUUUUGUUUCUUUUUAGUUGAAAGCUUGCUAUUAAAGAAAUUUAUAUUUUUUUUAAGUCUUUGAAUUGUUUUUAAUGUUUUUUAAAAAGAAAAGGAAAUAAAAACAAAGUCGUUCAUAGAAAGUUGGAAGGUUCUCCACCAUCUCCUCAAGGUUCAGUGCUGGAAGACGUCUUGUUAUCUUGGGAGUUACUUUUUUCUGAGAUUUAAUAUUGGCAGGGAUUUUGAGGUCUGGAAUCAUUUUUUAAGCUUUUUUAAUCUUGGCUGGUCCUUGGCUACUCGCAGAUUUCUUUGGAUGGGCUAACAGAAGCAGUCGAUAGCUAUUCAGAAGAUAUUAAGAAGAGUACGUAUUUUUGGCAUUGGUUGGUUCACUGUUUAAGAUGUUGGUCUCUGGCUUUAUCUUUCUGGCUGGCGUGGUUGGUCUUCUAAAAGGAUGCCAGUUGCCCCAAGACUGGAGACCACAAACAGAAGCUUGCAGGGCAGAACUGGUGGAAACUAUAAUGUUUGCCAAAGUACUAGCAAUUCACAAGGACAGUUACAGUGUGUACAACUACUUGCCCUGGCAAUAUGACUCGGACCUCUUCUACUCUGCGGAAAUUGAGCUGGUCUGCGACCAAGGCUGGGGGAGCAUGCUUGAGGUUCCUGCUGGUUCCAGGCUUAAUAUAACAGGACUGGGCUAUUUUCCCUGCCACUCGUACACUGUGAUGGAAAAUAAUUCCUAUUACUUCUUUUUAAGGUAACCACUAACCCAUUCCAAAAAUAUAUUUAAUGUAUGGCUUAUGGGGAUUCAUUUAUUACACCAUAUUAACUGUAUGCUGAGAGAGUCACAUAAAAGUUCUAUGUGCGCUUUUGUCCCUUACAGUUAUCUGUCCCAAAAUGCUUUGCUCUUGAGACAGAUUACAGAGGAUGCUACAAAAGGCUCUGAUGGAACUUCCAUGUGGCCACGUCAAAAUACACAUGACAAUUAUUUGAUUCCUUUUUUUCCCCACAAUCUUUUUCGACUAGCAAAUAAUAAUAAUAACAAAGUAUUUACCCAGGGAAGGUACAUUUCCAUUCACUCUGGUUUUCAAGUACGUCCUGGGGAUGUUACCUUAGCCCUACAUUCAGGGGUUGUUACAAAUGUAAAAAUACAACUAAUAAUUCUAUCAUAUGACUCAGGAUUACUCCAGAGCUACUUCUAAUGUGUUCCCCCCCCAGCAUUGAAACAGUUAAAGUUAAAUUUACCAUUUGGCUUCUUCUAUUGCACUGCUUCCCCACAGAAUGAAUUUCAGUGCAUGCCUGCCCUAUUAAACUGCUUUUGUGCUGGUGUGAAUAUUUUAAAAACAUUAAAUUAGUAGUUAGAGUAGGUUCGUGAAGGAUCUUGUAUAUUCCUGCAUUCAAUUAACCAACCUAAUCUUCACCAUACAACCAACUGUAAUUACAUAUGGUACAAGCUUGGCGACCCAUUCUUUAAUUAUAAAUCCCAGGGGGCCAUUCAUCAUAUGUUCAGCAAAACCCCUUUAUUAGACUGCUGCCAGUGUUGUAUUGGGUUUCCGAAGCAUAGCAGAAGGCAGAGCAGCUACAUUAACUUUGCUAUUGGGCAAUUGCUUGGCACCUUAUCAAUAUGAUGAACCCCUUUCAGUCGUAGGGGAUCCAACUCAGAAUCCCAACCCAGAAUUUAAAUCGGAACAGUCACUUUGUGGGUCUUUGAAGAAGUUGUAAAGACCCCCACUACUUCCCAAUGGUACAUGGCUGCUGGUAUUGGGAGUGGGAAAAAGUAAAUGGGAGACAUUCUUACCGGAAGCUCUUCCAUUCAGUGUCCUUUUUCAGGUGUGAAUGAAUACAAAACAGAGAAUUACGGAACAAAAUGUGAGAAUGAAGAAGGUGCCUUGAACAGAAGCUCUGCCUUUUGUCAGUUUUACAAUGGCCAUAAGAGUAGUCCCUACUUUACCUUAUAUUUUUGCAUUGGAAUUUCAAUGUAUUAACCUCCCAUUGGAUUAAACAGUCACAACAUAUCUUUAUUGAACUGGUGGCCCCUGCUUUAGCACCAAUGACGGCUACCAAAUUUGUCUUGAACCAGCUGAUCAAUCCUUCUUGUGAUUGGGGAUAUUUUAGUUUAUUCUCCUACAAAGAAAUUGAUUAAAGGUCAUUUUGACCUCUAGGAAAUCAGUUGUUGGCUGUAGUUUCAACUCUACGGCUUUCUUAUUCUUCUUCUUAUCUUUCUUGGGUCUUUCGGGUCAAACUUGUGCUGAACUUUCUCAUUUUCUGCCUGAUGACAAAGAAUCUAAUAAAAAUUAUUUAAAUGGGUACUCCAGAUCCCUAAAGCAAUUUGAUUUGCUGAAGUGCUUUAUGUGUGAAGAGUGGUUCACUUAUUUUACAGAAAGUGUAGAUUUCAGCACUUUUAUAAAUUAACCUUGUUACACUCCCCCAGCUGUCAAUCAGACAACAGUCUGGUUACUUCCUGGUUUGGUUAGCUCAGUGGAGAUAAAUUCCAGAGGCAGAAAAUUGGUCAAAGCACCUGCCUUGAAAAGACUUUUCAUUAAGUUGCAUUGGAAAGUAUGUGAUUGGACAGCCACAGAACGUCUGGGCUGGGAAGAAGGGGAGGGCUUGCAAUGGCUUCUGACAAGAGAUCUGCAGGUUUUACAAGUCGAUUUUAGAUAUACCCCCAGUGAAAAAAUACAUAAUUAAAUGCAUGCAUUUCUUCUUUGGCUAUAUCUUCUAAACAGUGAUUCUUUUCGGCAAUGGAGUGUUCCUUUUCAGCAAUGAAUGUUAAUUUCAGGUUAUGCUACAUUCAGCUUCAUUUGACCAAUCUACAGCACAAACUUUAGCCUGCUUCAGCCAUUUGGUGUAGAUUUAAUUAUAUGUUUUUAUAGUUUUGUUUUAUUAAAGCUUAAUGAAGUGGUCUUGGUGUCUGGUCCAGCUAGGGUUAACCCUUUUUUUUGUAAACAUAUCAGUUUCAGUUUCAGAGAAACUGCUAUGUUUAUAAAUAGGUUAAUCCAGCCUCUAGUGGCUGUCUCUUGACAGCUGCUAGAGGCGCUUGCGUGCUUCUCACUGUGAAAAUCACAGCGAGAAGACGCCAGCGUCCAUAGGAAAGCAUUGUGAAUGCUUUCCUAUGAGACAGGCUGAAUGCGCGCGCAGCUCUUGCCGCGCAUGCGCAUUCAGCCGAGGAGGAGAAGAGGAGGCUGAGAGGAGGAGGAGAGCUCCCUGCCCGGCGCUGGAGAAAGAGGUAAGUUUAACCCCUUCCUCUCCCCGAGUAUGUUUUCCUGGCACUAUAGUGGUCCUUUAAUCUGCUCUGCCCUUAUUCUGUUUUUAUUUUGAUGUGUUUUUUUUGUGGCUUUAACCCAGCAUCUCUUGACACAAACUGGAUGAAGAUACACCCAUAACAGUUCAGUAUUCCAUGGGAAGGUGGUUCACAAAGUUAAACUGGAGGCUCCUGGGAGAUUGAUGUGCAAACUUUGCCAUAUGGACGUAUGUCAUCUCCUAGACAUGCUCAAUGUUCUCCAUAUUUUAUGUUUUGACUUUAUUGUUAUUAUUGGUAUUUUUAUAGUGCCAACAUAUUCGGUAGUGCUUUAAGAUAUUAUAAGAGGGGAAGAUUUAACAAUAAAUGAGACAUUUACAAAAUGUUACAGGAGCAAUAGGUUGAUGCAAAUCCUGCUCAAACAAGCUUACAAUCUAGAGAUGUGGGUUUACUUAUGAAUAUACAUAUUUGUAAAUGUAAAUAACCCCAAAUGUAUGGAUUAGUGAACAUUCCCUCUACUUAUGGGGAGCUUCCAAUCAGUCGUUCAUAGAAUGUGCCCUCAUUAAGUCUUAUAAGUUUGCAUGUGUUAUUUUGGAUGUUUUUGAAAGUUGACUCACCCAUAUCGCAGUACCCUUUUAUGUAUAGUUUGGGCUUUUGUUUUUUGCUUUUAAAAUUGAAAACUUGUUUUUUUGUUAAAUUCUUUAUUUUGAGUCGUGACACGUAACAACGUGCAGUUGGUAUUACAAUGGUAUGGCUUGCGCAGAAGCCUACAUUGGCAUAGUAAGACAGUUAUAUGGUUGGACAACAUUGCGGUUUACGCAGAAGCUAAUGUUGACGUGUUGUUGCAGGCUUGUAUUUUAAAUUGCAGGUAUGAUCAUGUUCUGUCACUUUUUUGUAAAAUAUGUAUUUUGGUCGUGACAAAGAAUGGUACUCAAUUGAUUCAACUUUGUGGGGGCUUACGCAGAAGCCAGCAUUUGCAUUUUCAAUACAAGAUUUCGUGUUUACAUGUUUACAGUGUUACAGUUUACGCAAAAGCCUUUGUUAACAUUGUAUUACUGUGGCGGUUCGUGCGGUCUCUUCAAUUUCAUGUACUGUCACUUUUCAAUUUUAUAACUUCACUAAAACAUUAAAAUCAAGCAAGAAGAAAGAGAAGAAAAAUAAAGGUAUAAAAUGAGGAUAACGGAGUGGGGGGAUGUGAGAUUCUCCCUGUGGGUGGUGUUGUUUGUGGUGAAGGGCCGUGUUCGCUGGUAAGGAGAUUUGUAGUGUGAUCAUGCCAUUGGCCCGCGGUCGCCGAGCGUAGCACAAGUGUUUGCGUACUUGCCCUUUGCAGGCAAUCUUAGUUUACCCUAUGCCCUUUGGAGUAGGUGUGUCGAGGAUAAUUCCUGUUCGUUGCAAAGGGCAGUGCAGUGGUAUUUAGCGAUAGAGCACUGGUACGAGGGGAGGGGGUAUAAGGUGGUGGUGGUGGGGGGAAAUGGGUGGGACCCGCUGUCGGGAGAAGUCAGGAGUCUGUGAAAGAGGGGUAGCCACUAUCCCCCUGAGGGGGUGUGGAGUACGGGCUCAGGGGUCAAUAUAGUCUUGGUUCCCAGACCUUGAGAAAGUGUGUGUAUGUGUCUCGUACCUGCGCCGUGAGUUUGUCCAUGAGGAAGGCUUCUUUAAUGUUGCCUAUUACUCUGUCUAUGUGUGAAUCUGAAGCCAUGUUUGCGCCAAAGCGCGUCUGGCUGCCAGGUUAAUUUUGUUCACCAGUUUCUGUUCUCUGUUAGGAAGGUUGUCAAUCGGUUUGGCUAGUAGGCAACUCCAGGGGUCUGGCUGUAUUGGUUUUUUGAAUAUACCCCCACAGCCUCUCCAGCACACAUCUGAGGGUGUUCUACCCAUUCUAGUUUUACGGGGGUGGUGUACCACCUCAUCAGUGUUUUAUAACAUUGUUCUUGGUGAAUGACACAAAUUGAGGACUUGGCAGCUGCCUCCCAUAUGUCUUGCCAAUCCCCGCUAUCUAGAGUUAGUUGGAGUUCAGCUUCCCACUGCAAUAUGUAAGAGGGUGUUUGGGAUUCUUUCGUGGGUGCGCUUAGUUACUCAUAUAAGCGAGUGAUGAGGCCGGCAUGCGGUCCGUCGGACAAACAUAACGCUUCAUAAAAUGUGGGCUUUGCUCUGGCCACUGCUGCUAUGUCGGGUUUCUUAGCAAAAUCUCGAAGUUGGAGAUAUCGAAAGUAAUAUUUGUUAGUUAGAGGGGCCCUGGUUUUUAGGUUAUCAAAGGUGUGAAAUAUACCAUCCAGAAACAGGUGGCAGUAGCGCUGUGCUCCCGUGCUCUCAAGGCCUCGGAAGUCCGUAGGGGUCAUGCCUGGUAGAAAGGCUUUAUUUCGGAGGUAAGGUGUCAGUGGUGAGAGAGGGUGUGUGAGGGCGUAUUUGUGUGCUGUGGCGUUCCAGAUCCGAAUUGAAUUUAGGAUGGCAGGGCAGGAGGUGCGGAGCUCUGGGCGGUCGGGUCUCGGAACCCAUAUCCAGUACUGGGGUAGGUCGAUGCACAUAAGAUAUGUUUCUAGGUCAACCCACCUGUGUGUGUCUGGUGGUGAGUGCCAUUCUAUUAUUUGUGCUAGGUGGGCUGCCAAGUAGUAGAGGUAUAGGUUCGGGAGCCCUAGGUCCCCUCUGUUCUUUUCUGUUCUUUGGGGUAUACAGUGUGUGUUUUGCUAUUCUGUGCCUCUUCCCAGCCAAGAUGAAAUUGUCUAUUGCAGUUUGUAAAGGUUUAAGAUCUGCUACGGGUAACGCCUGGAAGAUGAAGAGGAGGCGCGGGAGGAGGUUCAUUUUAAUGGCAUCCAGCCGUCCUAUACAUGAAAUAGGCUUGUCAUGCCAUCUGUCUAGGUCCCUAUGUAGGGCUGUAAUUAGCCGUUGGUGGUUUUCUGUGUAUAGGUCCGUGGAGGUUUGUGUGAGCUUAACACCUAAGCAGUGGCGUACAUACCAGGGUCGCAGGGGUCGCGGCUGCGACCGGGCCCGGCCCUCUAGGGGGCCCGGCCGCCCCUGCGACCCGGUAUGUACCCACAGGGCCAGCCUCUUCCCCUGGGGGGCCCAGGAGCCGACCACCCCAGGGUCCCCCGAGGCUGGCCCUGCUGACACCCGGAAGGCGGGUGGCCGGUCGGGCAGGCGGGCGCGCGAGGGAGCACUCAGUGCUUCCUCUUCAGCUCCCUCGCGCACCGCACUGAUACCGGAGCCGGAAGAUGACUGAGUGCUCCCUCGCGCGCCUGCUUGCCUUCCCGACCGGCCACCCGCCCAGGAGCCCAGCAGCACCACUGGACCCCAGGGAAUCCCCCCAGCACUCCAAAAGGUAAGGAGGCUGGGGGGAUUACAUUUAAAAAAAAAUGUGUUAGUGUUUGAGUGUGUGUGAGUGUUAGUGUGUGUGUCUGCUAGUGAGUGUUAGUGUGAGUGUUAGAGUGAGUGUCUGCUAGUGAGUUUUAGUGUGUGUGAGUGUUAGUGUGUGUGAGUGUUAGAGUGAGUGUUAGUGUGUGUGUCUGCUAGUGAGUGUCAGUGAGUGUGUUACUGUGUGUGUCUUACUGAGUGUGUGUGUUAGGUAGUCUGUUUGAUGUCUGUUAGUGAGUGUGUGUUUGUCAAUGAGAGUGUAUGUUUUGUAAGUGAGUGUGUAUGUAUGUCUGUCGCUGAGUGUGUCUCUGUCAGUAAAUGUGUGUGUCUGUUAGCUAGUGUGUAUGUGUCUGUAAGUGUGUGUGUGUGUGUCUUCAGCACUUACCUUUCUCCAGUGCCGGACUCCCUUGUGACCACGCACGCAUUCAAACAGCCCAUAGGAAAGCAUUACUCAAUGCUCACCUCCUCCGAUCCUCCUCUUCUCCUCCCCGUCGGCUGUAUGCGCACGCGCGGCAAGAGCUGCGCACGCAUUCAGCCGGUCACAUAGGAAAGCAUUCAUAAUGCUUUCCUAUGGACGCUGGCGUGCUCUCACUGUGAAAAUCACAGUGAGAAGCACGCAAGCGCCUCUAGCGGCUGUCAAUGAGAAAGCCGCUAGAGGAAAUAGGGGAAGGCUUAACCCAUUCAUAAACAUAGCAGUUUCUCUGAAACUGCUAUGUUUAUGAAAAAUGGGUUAACCCUAGCUGGACCUGGCACCCAGACCACUUCAUUAAGCUGAAGUGGUCUGGGUGCCUAGAGUGGUCCUUUAAGUGUGUGUGCAUCUGCAUGCACUGGUGUACAUACCGCGGUCGCAGCCCUGUAACCCCUGCGACCAGGUGCCCACCACCAUGUGUUGGGGGGCCCACGGAUCAAUUUUCGCACCGGGGCCCCAUGGGUCAUGUGUACGCCACUGCACCUAAGUAUUUGAUAGGUUGUGUGCUAAUUUUUAAGGCUGUUGUACGUUGCAGCCAUUGGAUGUCUGUGUCUGAGAGCCCUAUUGGCAUACCAACUGAUUUGUCUAUGUUGAUUCUGUAUCCAGAUACCUGUUGAUACGUGUCUAGAAUAUUGAGAAUAUGAGGAAUAGUUUCUCUCGGGUCUGUAAUGGUAAGUAAGAUAUCAUCAGUAUAUGCCGAAAUUUUAAAUUCUUCGGUUGCAACCUGUACUCCCUUGAUCCCACGGUCUGUCCUUAAUAGAUGCAAUAGGGGUUCCAAUGCCAGAAUGCCAGAAUAAAAAGGAGGGGGGAGAGGGGACACCCUUGGCGGGUACCGUUUCUCAGUUCAAAAGGAACCGGCCGUGACCCUGGGAUUAACAUUUGCGCUCUUGGGGUGGUAUAUAGAGCUUGGGUCGCCCUUGUGAACAUGGCGGGAAGGUGCAUUUCCUCUAGGAGAGCAAACACGUAGGGCCAUUGAAUUCUAUCGAAGGCCUUCUCCGCGUCCAGAGAUAGGACCAGAGAAAGCAUUCGCUUCUUGUGGGCCCACCAUAUUAUGUCUACUGCUCGUCUCGUGUUUCCGUAGAGUUGUCUGUUAGAGACAAAGCCCACUUGAUCUGCAUGGACAAGUUUAGGGAGGAUGAGAUUGAAUCUAGUGGCCAGGAUCUUUGCAUACACUUUAAGAUCAAAGAUGAUGAGGGAAAUGGGGCGAUAGUUUGCCACAUUAGUGUUAGCUCUGUCAGGCUUGGGAAUCAGGACUACGUCUGCUGUGGAGAGGUCAACGUUGGGUGAGUCAUUGUCUGUCCAGGUCUUGUACAUCGCGGCUAGAUGGGGGAUCAUUUGUUCCCUGAAGGUUUUGUAGUAGGAGCCAUCAAACCCAUCUGGGCCUUGGGCUUUACCCCCCCCUAAGGGCCGUGAUUGCUCUAUUUCGUAGUUUUUUAUGGGUGCCCCUAAGGGCGCAGUUGUGUGCGCUGGGAGUAGCGGUAUUUUAGCUUUCCGCAAGAAAUCCGCGAUUUGGUCCAUGUGUGUUUUAUUUGCUGUCGUAAGUGUCGGGGAGUGGUUGUACACUUGGGCAUAAAAUUUUGUGAAUUCGUCGUUUAUGUCCCUAGGACUAUUAAGAAUUCGCCCCUGUGUGUCUUUGAUGGCGAUGAUAUUGGAUGUUGUGCGUUUGGGUCUAAGGGCCCGAGCUAGCAGUGUAUCCAUUUUAUUGGAUUUUUCGUAAAAGAAGCAUUUGGUGCGGACCAUAUCUCUGCUGACAUCGUCUAACAUGAGCUCUCUAAGUUGUCGCCUUAUGUCCGUCAGUUCUCUAGUGAUGCGUGGGGUGGCUCUUUGCUUAUUUUGCAUUUCGGCCCUCCGCAAGAGUCUCUGUAACUCUGAUAGCUUUUCGAGUUUUUUCUUUUUUAAGUGUGUGGUCAUCUUAAUGAGCAGUCCCCUAAUCACGGGUUUAUGAGCUGCCCAUAGUGUAGUGGGAGAUACGUCCGGGGUGUCAUUUUCUUGAAUGUAACGUGUGAUUUCUGCUUGGAUUGCCUCCCUUGUCUGGGGGUGUCUGAGUACCGAGGCGUUUAGUCUCCAUUUCCAUGGGGCGUGUGGGCCUGGUAGCUUAAGAGUUAUGGCAAUGUCAGCAUGUUCGGACCAUGAAAUGAGGUUCAGGUCAGAGGUUUUUAUCCAUGACAAGGCCAGCGGGUUAACAAGGAACAUGUCUAUGUGGGAAUAAGUAGUAUGUUCUGCCGAAUAGAAAGUGUAGUCCCGCACACUCGGGUGUUGGAUGCUCCAUGGGUCCAGUAAGCCCGUGUGGUUGAGGAAGGUGCUCAGGAGUUUAUCUUGUCCUCCUUUAUUCUGGGACCUGGGUAGGCAAAGGCCUCCUCCUAUGUCUAUCGCCGGGCAUGGCAUGGCAUUUAGGUCUCCCCCUAAUAUCAAAAUUCUCCUGGGAAGGCCUUGGAUCAGCGUUUCCAGUUCGGUCCAGAAUUCCCUGCAGGGAACAUUGGGUGCAUAUACAUUAAUCAGGUGGUAUGUAUUAGAGUGAAGCGUGCCCGUCAGGACCACGUACCCACCUUCUCUGUCCUCAUAGGUUUGGGUUAUAGUGAGCGGGCAAUUUUUAUGGAUUAGUAUUUCAACCCCAUUCCUCUUACACAGUGCCCGUGAAGCAUACGCCCUGGUGUAUACAUGGUUUGUGAGUUGUGUCCCUGAGGUGCGUGGGAGGUGGGUUUCCUAAAUGUAUGCUAUAUCGGUUUCCUGCCAUCUGAGUUCGCGGAAAAGGAGCCUACGUUUGUUUGGGCUGUUAAGCCCGUUUCCGUUCAGAGACAUUAGUGUAAGCUCCAUUCUGCGAGGUGGUGUCGUGAUAUAGAAUACCUGGUUACGUGGGUGUGACUUGUCCGUGUGCGCUUCUAGUGUGGUUUGGGUGGUAGUGUCGUCUCCCGCAGCAGGUCCAGGAGGGGCGUACAGGGUUGGGAGGGGGAUGGGAGAGGUACAGGGUAGAGGGUAAGGAAGAAGAGUAGGAAAAGGUCGGCCGCGUAGGUUAUUAGGCCGAAACUAGUAGAGACAAACAAGAGAGACAAAAAAAAAAUAUGUUAGUGUUUCGUGGGUAAGACAGCGCUGAUACUAGCUGAAACAAAGGUUCGCUGUCGUAUUGUAAGUAGCACAGGCUAUAGUAGCGUACAGAAGAACAAUUGUUUUAAAAACACUCUUUUUGGCAAGUGCGGUGAAUUAUACGUAACGUUAUAACAAAACAACAAUAUACAACUCUGUUCCGGGUCUUAUACCGUGCCAGGAGCUCUGGGGGUGGGCCAUCUCCGCAUUGAGGGGUCUCCUCAAACGGGGGGGAAACACAGCCGAAGAGCACCCCGGCAAUGCUCAAUUGGAGCAGAAAGUUGGAGCACAAACCCCAACCCCUCGAGCCCGUUUCGCGAGGAGGGGGUGCCCCAGUGGGCUGCGUCAGGGUGUCCCAGCUGUACAGUGGGGUUUGGGCGGCGCUGUAGUUGCCCAGCACGCGAUCCCACAGAAGGAAAUGGCCGCCAGGGAGGCUGCGUGUUUGGGAUGCCCUGGCCUUCCCGCCGCACCAGCCAUAUUAGGCUUGGCCGUAUGGUUGGUUACAGUGUGUGCAUCUGUAGUUAUUUUGUCUCCCCCACCCCAAAGUGUCCCAAUAAACACAGUACCUCCCCAUUUCCCCCCACCCCUCCCAACAGCAAUCCGUGCGAUACCCCCAACUUCCCCUCCGGUGCUGGAGGUGAACAUGUUAGUGGCUAUUAUCAUAUCAUGUUAUAUGGUACCAUCAUAUUAUCAGUGACUUUUCUCAUCUUAUCAUACUAUAUUAUACUAGACUAUCAUAUUAUCAUAUUAUCAGUGACUACAUUGCAAUGAGAUCAAGGCAUUGUGGUGCUCAUUUGUAUACUUAUGUGGCUUCAAAACGUUCAACAGCCUGCAUGGGCCCGCGUGUGAACUGUAUCCGAGCCUUCGUGCAUGCACUGUCCCAGAGUCCCUGCUUGGGAACGUGGGGUCUGGAAAUCCACUGGCAGGUCCAAACCCAGGUCUUUAAGAAAUGUGGGUAUGUCCGUCGUCGGGAGUAACACCGAGGGCUUGGCGCAAUCCGUUGUUCCUCAAUAAAUCUGUGACCGGCUUCCACUCAUUUCUCCGAAGGAGUGUGGCUGGUGCCACGUCUUGGUAUAUCUGGAUGCCAGUCCCUUCAUGGUCGUAGGCUGUCAUCCUGCUGUGGCGCAUUAUGGCCUCCAUAGUCGUGUAAUAGUGCCACUUCAUGAUUACAUUGCAGGGGGGGCUAUUCUUCGGCCCUCUGGCCCGCAGGGCUCUAUGUACCCUGCCCACCAUCCACAGAUGUUCAGGGAUAUCUGGGAGGCUUUUUUUAAAACAGGCGACUAGAGUCCCUUCUAGGUCCGCUUCCUCGACCAAUUCCGGUAGGCCGCGGAUGCGCAGAUUAUUUCUCCUUGAGCGGUUGGAGACGUCCUCGAGCUCCAAUUCCAGAUCUGUUACCCUGGUGAGAAGUGAAUUUGUGAGGGUGACUGCUUGAUUAUGAGCCUGCACCACGUUGCCCAGUUGUAGCUCAAUCCGGGUUGUACGGACCCCUAUGGCGGCAUUUUCCGCUUUAACUUCCGUGGCUGAUCUUUUGAUUUCUUCGGCCAGGUAGCCUUUGACAUCUGCAAGGGAUUGCAGAAUAGUGCUGGAAGAUGCCUCCGGUGGGGAGUCUUGUGUCCGGAGGCGGUCUGCGAGGUGAGUUGUGAUGGGGCUCGUGUUCGUGGGCGCACCACGUGCAGCAGGUCUCUGGGCCGCAAACAUGUCUACCACUGAUGGUGCUUCGUUGGUGCCUCGUUUCUUGGGUGGUCUGCGGCUUGACAUCCGGCUGCAGUAAAGGGGGUGAUCGGGGCAAGAUUUGCGGCUCCGAGGUCGGGGCUGUAGCUGAUUAAACUGCUUUGAGUGCCGGGGUGCGGAACACUCGCUCUAUGCGGCCAUCUUCGUUGGCGUCCAAACCAUGCCCCCGAAAACUUUUUUAAGCAUUUUGUCAUACUCACAUUGUCACAUGACACACUUUUUUUUAUUUUUUAUUAUACUAUAUAUUAUACAGACAACUUUCACCAUGAACCUUGACAGUUUUGUGGUGUAAAUAGUGAUACAUAGUGACAUAAAAACUUAACUACAAACAAACUGAGCUAAAUUCUCCCUGGGAUGGUCUGUCCCUCCACGUAGAAAUCCUUGUAAGAAAACUUAUGAAUGAGAAUGCAUAAAUUUCUCACUUCCAGUAAAACAUACUUUUAUUCAACCUUGUAGGGCUACUAAAAUCAGCAAACGCAGAAAUAUGGAAAAAAUGAAAAAUCCAUCUACAGCAGUUGUGGCAAAGCAAAAAUAAAGUCUAUACUUUCCAUUUACUCUUCACAUUCUGUAUUUUUGAAGUUGUGGAUUUUAGUAGGCUUACGGGGGAGAAUAAAAGGUUGUUUUUAAAUUCACAUGCCGUCAUUCAUAAGUUUAAAUACUGAGCAGAGGGGUGUGACCUUAAACAUAGAGACUGACACUCGUAAGGAGGGACACUUGGGAGGUAUGCAGAAGAAUCUCACCGCCUGCACUAUAAUUUUACCCAGCAGUAACAUUUGGUGCAGGAUCAUUUUAUCUCCAUUAAUCAAUGGGUCUGUAGAACCAGGAGUGGGCAAUAUAAACACUGAAAGACAUCCUGGCCCUUCUCACACUCAGUACGCUUAUACAGUAUGAUCAUGGCUUCUGAGUGCUGACACACCAGCUUGUCCUGUUACACAAAUCAAUGAAUGGACAAAGCUAAAUUAUGUCAGCAUUUGUUUCAUAUUGUUAAUCUUUCCAGGACUCAGCUGUGCAAAAUAGGUUAUAGGAAAAAGAGCGGAAUCCGCUUAGACAUAACCACAAUAAGCAGAAUGGCAGGAGCCUUGUGUCCAGUUUUAGAAGACAUGUCUCCUGGGAGUUAUUCACUGAUUGAGAUAACUCUGAAAGAAUCCAAGACCCCACAGGGAGAUAAACAGUCCCCUUCUCAUCUUAUGACAUGUUAAGUUGCUUUAUAAUGCAGUCUGCCUGUAAAACCAGUGACAUCUCUUUUCCACAGGUCUCUGUAUUUUACAGCUUGACAGUAGUAAAGAUUCGUAUCUAUUUAUAGAGCUUGCAAUUACUUUACCUCCCUAACGCUGCAGUGACUAACAUUGAGCCUAGAACAAACCACAUUACUGCUGGUAUAAUAUUAUGUUUUUAAUCAACUGUGAUCCGUAAGACACCCUUCAUGAGCUGAGCCCUAUGUUAAUCAUACUUUACAUUUUGCCAAUUAGGGGGGCAUUGGACAUUAUAGUCAGGGGAGGACUAACAUUAGGAUAGGGUUAUCAAGAGGCCUUUGCCCUUUAGGCCAAUAGCCUAAUUGGUUUGGAGGCACUGUUCUGUGGUGCCCAAUUGGGAUCCUUGUAAGAACCACACCUGUUCAAUGAUGGAUUUUUUUGUUUUGUUUAUUUUUACUAUUGUAAUCUUUGAUUCCAUGUUUAUGUUUUAUGUUAUGCUUUAUUGCAGACACUCUGCAUUAAGUGCCCACUUGGUAGGUGUAGAUUUGUUACUCGCUUUCUUUAUUGCUAGUCCUUGCCUCUCGCUUGGUCUGGAGGUAUACGGGGUUAGUAGGAGUGUGUGUGUAAAUGAGUGAGAACAGGGGUAUGUAAGAGAGUUGGCGAGCAGAGGAGGUGGAGAGGGCCCGGGGGGAGUCAAUGUGGGUUUGCUUGUGGAUUCUUCACUAAAAUAGUUUCUGGCACUAUAGCUAUGCAGUGCUGUGCCCAGGCAGAGUCACUAAUAGGCUGUGAUGCUCAGCAGAGCGGCUCAUAGGUUGUCGCAGAAACUAGACACAUACUUAAUAAUGCCCGAAUCUCGUUAAUUGUCUUUGAAUAGGGUAAGGGGGGGAGAUUAGCCCCAAGAGUAUGGAAGAGAGCAGGAGUUAAUGCAUGUGUGCGUGAAGGGCUCGUCAGAUGUAGGCAGUGGUUUUUCUAUACACCCAUUAAAGUGAGGAUUAUUACUGAAACUUGCAAUAUAUCAAUAAGUUGGCUGAUUUAUGAUCUUUAUUAUUUACAAAACAUGUUAUAACUUUGUCUAUAUUGAAUAUUUCUGUUUGAUUCCACAUCACCAAUGAAGAAUUUAAAAAAACUAAACUGGAGAUGUGAUGGGAUAUCUGUUGACAGAGUACUCCAGGUGGGAAUUAUGCAGGGCCUCAGCUAGUCCACCAGUGCAUGGGUCAGUGGCUUAAAAUGUCAACGGUCUCCAGGUUGUGGCUGACCCACUGGAAUAUUUCCUAAGAUAUGGGAUAUUCGAGUUAUGUAUCUAAAAAGCCCAUUCAUUUAUACCAAACGUUACCAGUCUUCACAGUUACAGUUAGCACCAGGCUAAAGAAAAAUACAUAGAAUUUGGGAUGAAUCUUCCUAAAAACAAUUAAAUAAAUAAAUAAAACCAUGAGAAAGCCCUCAGAUGACCUUGAUCUCCAUGAAUGUCUGGCUUCUAGGCAGCAGACGGAUGGGCAUUCUAUCCGGAGGGAAACAAAUCAUUAGAGCAAUUCUUGUAUUAUCUAACUCACUCUACAAGCCAGUAGGAUGGGAUGAGAUCAUAAAACUUUAGCUGUACAAAUGUAAUGGACUAUAUCCAGUAAAGACUCUGUUUGACAGGCUGAGUAUCUAUUAAUCCCACAGGAAGUGCUGUGUUAAGACUCUGGCAGACUGAGUUUUACUUGUUGGGAUCUGGUAUCAAUUUAAAAGAAAUCCAUCAUAUACAUUGUGAGCAAUGUGAUUUAUAUUAGGUAGCAAUUUGUUAGCGUGAUGUCCUGUCUCAUACAACUUCCAAUUAAUAUAUUAUCAAUGGCUCUUCUAGUGUUUUACAAGACCCUAUCUCACCCUAUCUGUGCCACACUUUAACACAUUUAAAAGAUAACUAACUACCAUAACAACUAGGGAUCGACCGAUUAUCGUUUUUACCAAUAUUAUUGGCCGAUAUUCUGUAUUUUCGGCGAUAUCGUUAUCGGCAAAUAGACAUACCGAUAUUGCCGAUAAUAUAGACCAGUACCGCCGGGCCCAUGACAAGCCCAGCGGUCCUGGGUGGCCCGCAGCAAGCUCUUACUUACCUUCCCAGCAGCUCCCUUCAUCUUCUGUCUAAAUCUCGUGAGAGAUUCAGGGGAGCUGAAGGGAGCUGCUGGGAAGGUAAGUAACAGCUUGCUGCGGGCCCCCAAUGCACAGUCCAUGCCACCGGACCACCAGGGAAUGCUAUGUCCCCCCUUCCCUGGCCAGGUAACAAGCAGGGAUGGGGGACUAAAAAAAUAAAUAAAUAAUAAUUAAAUAUUUAGAAAUUAAAUUAAAAAUGCCCCCCCCCCCCCCAUUUUAUACAAAUUACAUCCCUUCAGAAACACACACUCUGCAUUAAAAUACACACACACUACACAAACAUACACACACUCUGCAUUCAUUACAUACACACACUACACAAACACACUGCAUUCACUACAUUUGGCAUGUAUAUUUUGUGCAUUUACCUUUAGAAAUAGUUUAUUUUUUCAAAAUGGUAAAUGUACAGAAUAUCGGCAAAUUAUCGUCUAUCUGUCUGAAAGUUCACAGAUUAUCAGUAUCAGCUCUAAAAAAAUCAAUAUCGGUCGAUCCCUGAUAACAACAAGUGAGAAUGGCUUGUUACCUGGGCGAUUUGUAAAAAUUGCUUAAAUUUAGAGAAUGCUCGUUAGAUCUGUCAAUGAGACAGUCUGGACAGUUCCGAGCCUUCUAUUUCAAUUUUGUCUGUAUUGUUCAGGCAGGAAGCACACAAUGUACACACAACUUGGACCGAGCACUAUCAUCACCACUAUGUCAAUUGUUGCACACAGCCCAGUUCACAUAAAGGGAUUCUCCAAGCCCCAUGUCCACUUCAGUGUUUUGAAGUGGUCAUGGUGCAAGGACCCUGUAUAUGCAGUGUGAAAUCAUUUACCUACUUCAAUAUUUUAACGUUGCUGCUACAGGUGUAAUUCAACCGCCGGCAGCGUCAUUAGCAGGCCCAGAAUGGGAGCCACAGAGUGUUCUUUUAACUCUUCCGUUCAUUAGAGCUUCACAUCCUCCAUCCAUUUUCAAAUCUGUUAGACUGUAGCAAAAAAUAAUAUAUAGAGUAAAGUGAGCUGAACAAUAAGAACAUAAUAAAUACAGCACUGCUGGGAGUAUGCACGCAUUCUGAAGGGCAAACACUAAGUCCAGCUGACAGUGCUCGCCUUAAUUUUUAAAUCAAUACGUAGGAUCAAAGUUAAACCAACGUAUGAAAGUAAAUGGGUCAUAAAUCCCUUAGGAAUGUAGGAUAAUCCACCCGCCAGGCCUGGAGGGUGCACAUGGCAGACUAUCUAUCCAGAUGCACAGGCGAUAAUCCCACUGAGGUGCAUGCAGCCCACUGGGCAUGAAACUACCAACAUAUCUGAGAAUCAGGAGACUAGCGGGAGGAGGGGGGGAGAGGGGUUAUCAGCCACAGGUACUAUUAUACCAGGGAAUGCAAAGAGGGCAGAGAUAAAGAGUGAAUUAGAGAUAAAAUGUAAAUUGUCUGGAACUCAGAAUGAAUUUGUAAUUUUAGACCCAAAUAGCUGAACUGAGAACACAGUUGACUUGGAGAUUUUUUUUUUCUUCAAUCCAGCUGUUUUGGUCCAAAAUGUUAAAUUUUAUUUUGAAUUUCACACACUUUACAGUUUAGUAAAUAACCCUAGAAUAUGUCUAAAAAAAUGUGCAGAAAGUCCAACUAAUACAUAGCACAUCAUUUCAAUAACUUUACUAAACAUUAUGGUUUAAAAGAGUAUCUUCUAUUCAGUUCCCAAAUCUGGACUGAAUUUUUCAAUAUAUAGAGCACAAAACAUAAAUUUCUAAUUUUUUACAGUUAAGGGACUCACAGGCUAACUGUACACAUAAGGUAAAUGUAUAUAUGGCUAGAUGAGGCUAGAAUUAUAAGCCAGAGCAUCUGGUAAAAUUGACGGAACCAUUGACAGGAGCUAGCAGUACAAAUUAAAGGACCACUAUAGGCACCCAGACUUAAUGAAGUGGUCUGGGUGCCUGGUCCAGCUAGGGUUAACCCUUUUUUUUUUAUAAACAUAGCAGUUUCAGAGAAACUGCUAUGUUUAUAGUAGGGUUAAUUCAGCCUCUAGAGCCUCUAGUGGCUGUCUCAUUGUCAGCCGCUAGAGGCGCCUGCGUGCUUCUCACUGUGAAAAUCACAGUGAGAAGACGCCAGCGUCCAUAGGAAAGCAUUGUAAAUGCUUUCCUAUGAACUGUCUGAAUGCAUCAUGCGCAUUCAGCCGAUGACGUCGCUAUCAAGGAGGAGAUGAGGAGGAGAACCCCCCAGCCCGGCGCUGGAGAAAGGUAAGAUUUUAACCCCUUCCUCUCCCCUCAGCCCGGCGGGAGGGUGACCCUGAGGGUGCGGGCACCCUCAGGGCACUAUAGUGCCAGGAAAACAAGUAUGUUUUCCUGGCACUAUAGUGGUCCUUUAAAUUAAAAGCUAUCCUUAGUUUUCAAACAAGGGGGGUAAAACACAAACGUUGAUGUCAUUUGUAUUUCAAAGGGCUCCUAAUAAUCUCAGGGUUUUAUAGAUUCAUAUCUGAGCUAUAAACACAUGAUUUUAUUCACUUGGCAGGUUGGUUGUUAUAAACAUUGAUUUCUGAGCAUUUUUUAAGCUGGACCACUCAAUGCUUUUGACCCAUUGUACUUUCAUUGCAUCUUUAAAAAAAUAAAAAAAGCAAGAAUAUGUCAAGGAACACUACAGGGUGAGGAACACAAACAUGUUACAAGCAGCAUCUGCCCCCCACUCCUCCUAAAUAUAGUAAAAUCUUACUUUUAUUCCAGUUUGCUGCUGCUGGCUCUGUCCCUGGCCUGCCUGUUUGGCUGACAUCAUCAGAAGUGGUGUUCUGAGCCAAUCACAAUGAUGUCAAGGAGACUGUCAAGGAGGCAGAUCAGGAGCAGAGCUAGCACAAGCCAAACACAGCCCUGGCCAAUCAGCAUCUUCUCAUAGAGAUGUAUUGAAUCAAUGCAUCUCUAUGGGUAAAGUUCAGUGUCUCCAUGCAGAGAGUGGAGACACUGAAUGUCAGUGCUGCACAAUGUUCAGCACUGACCCAGGAAGCCCAUCUAGCAGCCAUUCGAGGAGUGGCCAGUGGAGGUAUCCAUAGGCUGUAAUGUAAACACUGCAUUUUCUCUGAAAAGACAGUGUUUACAGCAAAAAGCCUGAAGGGAAUUAUUCUACUCACCAGAACAAAUUCAAUAAGCUGUAGUUGUGGUGACUAUAGUGUCCCUUCAAUUCCAUCACCCUUGAAGCUAUGAUUAUCACAAGAAAGGUGAGUACCUAGUACUCAAAAAUAACUAAGCACACAAAUAUUGUUGGGAGCAGUCUAAUAUACACAAAUAUUUUAGGAUUUCAGUCUUGCUCUUAUUGCGAGCCCAGGAACUUAUAACCUAUAUGAUAAUGCAGUACAACAAGUACAUAGGGUAUUAUUCUUUGUGUUUCAGAACUUCUCAAAUAUCUUUUGCCAUCGGUAUUUGAUUACUGAAAACACUAAAAAGACUGAGCAGGAAGUUGCAAUCUGCUCUCCCCUAGGUCUGCUUAUGAGUUGCAGGUUGAUACGGAACACAUUUUCUUGUUUAACUCAGUGCACAAAAGCCGCUGUGUGUCUGUCCAUUAUUGUGUUUUUUUAAUUCUGUCCUUAGUUUUCAUGCCAGGCAAAAUAUAAAGGUUCAAUGAGCAGAAAGUCUAUAACUCAUGGUUGAAGUAGCCAAAAAACGAGGAGUAAAAGAUAUGUGAGCUAGUUUGCUGUGAAUUAUAGGCCGGACUGGCAUGACGAGAGGAAAUCAUAUGCCAGAUCUGGUAUGCAUGAUCAAAUGAUUGAAACAAGGUUUUUUUUUAAAUUCUAUUCCCUCUUUAAAUGAUAUAGCAGUUCAGUAUAGUUUGUGUAAAGCUUACAGAAUGUCCCUUACCUUCGAAAAUACUAUUAGCUAGUUAUAAUCAACUAGUUGUUUGAGUAAAUUGAAAAGUUACUUGUGUGCAUCAUCUGUGUAUCUCAAGUAGACCCAUGGAAAAAGUCUGCCUCCGUCACAUCAAUUACAAACAAAAAUCAUGUUUCUUCAGUGUUCCCAGAAUUCCCAGCUCAACAUGCAAAUGAGCAUAGACAGGCACCAUGGUUUAGAGUUUAACCUGCAUUUUUGAAUGGCCCUUAGCAAUGGACAUCGUUUUAAACCCAGGCAUAGAUUGUGAGUAAAAAGGACCAAACAACCAGAAACCAACCACAGACUGUAUAGAUUCGAGCUUUUUGGUCUCCUGAGCAUGGUGUCAAUUCUGGUCUACCAGUUGAAGUUCUUCUAACAGCAUGUACCCAUGUACUAAAUAAAUUAUUUCAGCAGGCAGGUUAUGUUUUCAAAUGCCAUCCUGCACCGAAAGGGUGUAUAAUUACAAAACUAUUUUUUUGUAUGGAUUAAUAAUAAGGUAUUUUUACUUUUGGUCUACUUUCCAUUGGUGGUGGCAUCGUUAGUGUUCCCCUUCCGAGGCAUGCAUUUUAUCUCCCUCUAAGAUAAAGAAACCCUAUCACUUGCACUAAUUUAAAAAUAAAUAAAUACAUACCAAUAUUGGUUGAAUCACAUUCCGAGGCAGUGGCCACUAUUUAAAGGAGUUGUCCUGAAUUCAGUUCCUUUUCCAUGCUGGGAGAGGAGCCGUGGAGAGCAUUUCCUAGCUAGCAUAUAUAUAUAUAGAGUAAGAAAUGAAUGAAUAAAUUAAAGACAGCAAAAAGAAACAUCCCCUGCCACCCAAUAGUGUGACUACUAUUAAUUCAACCCCCUCCUCUCUCAUAUACUGAGAGAGCAGCUGUGACUAAAGAGAAACAGAUAAGAAGUAGUGAAGAGAACAGCAUCCUGUGAUGGUGGGCUUCCACUAAGGAAUUACUCAUGUUCUACUACCCUUCCAAGAUCCAUAUGCAGAAUGGCCUGGCACUGCCAAGUCACGGCUGUGUUCCUUGCUUCCAAGUCCCAAACAUGUUAUUUGCCCAGUCCAAGUUCUACUCCUUUUCCAGACUCAGUCCAUGCAUGUCCUUGCUGAACCUAUCAUAACUUAUCAUUUCCAGUUCCAGCACAGUAUCACGUGUAAUGCAUGGUGAGUUACAACAUUUAGGCCCAAACUGCUGAGCUAAAUUAGCUCUACAGUUCAACCAAGCUGGUGAUUUUGUCCAACACUGCUAUUUUUGCCUAAAGUUUGCAUAUUGGUCCUCACGCCUGCCUUUUUAGUGAAUAAACUUAUAUCUUGUCAACUGUCCUCUCAACUUAAUAUUCAUUUCCUGUGUUUCCUUGCCAGGAUGGAUGAAAAUUACAACCUUCUUCCACAUGGGGUGAAUUUUCAGGAUGCCAUUUUCUCAGACACUCCAGAAAACCACCGCAUGUUUGCCAGUCUUUUCCAGUUCUCAAACUGUUCCAUCGGAGUUGAUCCCCAAAUCUACACUCCGGACUGGGAAAUUCAAGAAGACCACAGGGUAAGACAGAACAGUGGUGCUGGUUUUUUGUUUACCCACCUCCUGCUGAAUGUCCCUUUAAAUGCAAAUGUUAAACAUAUGCUUAAAGGAUCAGUGUAGGCACCAUAACCACUACAUUGUGAUGUAGUGUUUAUGGUACCUAGCAUAACCCUAUAAUGUUACAAUUGGUUUGACAAAAUUUACUCUUAUGUUAGUUGUAAGAUUUUAUCCAACCACUCACAAAUUGCUUAUGAUCGUGUGCACAAAAACUUUAGGCUUUUCUUAGAGAUUAUUCAAAUCUUGUUCUGUUUUAUAUUUUUAGUAAAGGGGACUUGUCCUAGGUGGUGUUACCCAUGGUUCUAUCAGGGUCAUUCACUGAAGUAUGAAUUGUUCUGAAAGUUAAAGUGUAUUUAAAUUCAGGAUCAUUCACUAAGUUCCAGAUAACUUUCUUUAAAAAAAAUAGGGGCAAAUAAAAAAAAAAUCCAAAAACAUGGUUAACAAAAAGUUACGACUAAAGCUUAGUUGGAGAAUGUGACAAACUCCUGUGCCACAGACUUUUGGUGAAGCUUGAAGGCCAGCCUCCUACCCACAGACUAUGGGCCUGGUCUCAGAGCCCCUACAAAGGGGUUAGGGGCAGAGCCUGACCGGGAUGCUGAGCAGACAUGCUUUCUGUGGACCGGUGGCGGUUAUCCCGAUCCCAACCAGCAUGUCUCACAAACCAAUCUGGAUUACAAACGAAAGCAACAGCCUGAAACAAGCAUCAACCGAGCAAACUGCCGCUAGUAAAAUGGCGGCUGCGGACCAUGCGACUGAACUCGCACCCUCCCGGCCCCUCCAUGAGCGCCUGGAGGCCCUGCUCCGACAAUUCUGGGCACAAUUGGAGCACAGGGAAGCCCAGCAAAACCCCACUCACCACAAGGUGGAGGAACUGGCUGAAGUCGUAGGGUGGAUGGAGCGGAUCCCGGGCAAAGCCGCCUUACCUCGAAGGGUGAUAUGCCCAUCCAGACUGGGGGUUACUAGGAGACUUCCUCUAAAACACCAACCACAUCGCGGGAAGGUCACCCGCCGCUGGCGGAGGACAAUUACCAGGACCUUCCACAGCGCCCACAAAGGGAAAGACCCGGCCCCAAGAGGUAACCGAGCCUGUGGCCACAUGGUGACGACCCCACGCACGGUCUGGAGCAGGGGAGAGACCCCCACCGCACGCGACCCCUCUCCUCACCCCAAGCUCUCCGGACGACCACCACCACAAUGCCUAGUAAGAGCCACGACCCUGCCGACCGGAGAAAGAAGACCUACGGACCAAGGGCAAGGGCCCCCCUCACAACCCGGAGCUACAGGGCCUCGGAAAUGCCGUGCUGCGACAUGCUGACAACAAAUCUACAACGCCUGCAGCUCAGCCUGACCGCCCGCAUGCCGGAUAGGGGUACACCAGAGCAGAGGAUGGACUGUUCACUGUGGCACGCACUGGGAAUUGGCUGAAAGCAGCAAUCAAAGCCCUUCCACGCACCCCUCCUGUUGCCAGGCAAACGGACUGAUGUAGGACAAACCUCAUGGGCACACUGGCCGUCCUUACCGAGCUAGUGACUUAUAUACUAGAUCACAGCCUGCUUAAUCUCACUCAAAUGAACCAUAGCAUAGCCUGUAUGAAAAUAACAGACAAUUGAAUAGUUACUAUGCCCUAGCUUGAAAUAACGGCCAGUAACAUGUAUUUAUACCUCUGAAUAUGUGUUUAUACCACUUACACUGUUGUAACCCUGCAUUAUAGAAAGGGGCAGUGUUUUACUUUGCUUCACUUUACUUGACGUUACUUUAUCAUUCUUAACCUGGCACACUACACUCGGGCCACACAUCUGUUCCCCCAAACGCACCCAGCUUGGUCUUAAGCAUGAUUAGUUAGGCAUGCAGUAAUAAACUACUGCCCUGCCACAUUUAUAACACACAAGCAUUGCUUCUCCUGACAUAUAACUGUUAUAAUCCACUUGAUAUUUUGCUUGUGGUUAUCUACUUUAUUAUAAAUAUGCUACUCUUGUUAGUAAUCUUAUCGAAUGCUUAAAUAAUAUAAAAUGAGGCAGUCCCUCAUAGGAGAUGUUGUACUGUGUUAACGUGACCCCAAGCUGUAUGAAAACCGUACAUCCCCUCUUCUUUAUUCUGUACCCCAUUUAACAAGUGCCUCAAGAAAAGAAAGACUGGCAAAAAAAAAAAAGAAAGGGGUUAUUGUCGAUGUGGUAGGUAUGGGGACCCCGGAGGCCUACUGUGCUUCCCAGCCAGACUUGAGGAUCUCUGGAGAUUGCCUGGAUUCAUUUAAACAUCAAAUGCCUGACCGGGAGAUACCCUGAAACAUCUGGAAGUCUUCUUCAGAUUGGGACUGUUCCAAGGUCCAGUUAAUUGUCAAGUGGGUACCGCUCGGUCCCUCAACUUCCAAAUAGAGUGCUAUUUGGAGGGGGUUUGGAGAGGCAAGAAAGCAUCAGAAGAUACCUGGGGUAGGGAUUGAGAGAACUUCCCUCCCCUUAAGUCCGGGAACCUAUUUUUUAAGACAGGGACUAAGCAGUCGCACACCUGGAACUUGUCACAUCGACAGACCCUGUAAAAGUUUAACACUCUAAUUCUGGCUCAGAUUCUCCAUGAGGGAGUUAAUUGGACAGUGAGGGCAAGCUUUGCAGGGAUAUAUACUGUUCUGGGGGUAUGGUCAAGGAAAAGAGAGUUUGAGGCGGACAUUUUGUGUGCUAUGCCUCUAGGGCUAUGAGGGCACAGCAGGGAGCCUUUUGCAUUAGCUGGGGACACUGUUAUUAGGUCCCCAGACAGAGUGGCGCCAAGGAGAGAAAAUGGACUGUACAUUGCUUUGUAUGGAGCACCCUCUGCAGAGAGAGCCAACAUUGCUGUGUAUAAAUACCUGCCUGAUGUGCAAUAAAAUAGUUCUACACCCUGUAUUCGUCUAAUGUGUGGGUGAAAACUAUAGUCUCUGCUUUACAGGAGAGAAGUUCUCACUGCAGCCUGGUCUAGUGGAAGAGGUCCUCAGAGUCCCCAGUCAAGUUUGGACGACUGGGUCUGAAGUGCUCCAAAAGCCUUUGGUAGCAGCUAGGAAGCUGACAUGGCGAAGGUACUCGGGAGCUCUGUCAAAGAGUACUUCUCCAAAAUCGACUAUUUUGUGUACAUUUGUACAAACAUACUAAAGUAGCAAACAAAUAAAUAUGCACUCAAAUCCCAACUAUGAUAUUGCUUUUAUUAGAUCAUCAAUGUGUACAUUUUGAAACCAAAGGCCCUGUAAAACAAUUCCAAACUAGUUCCCACAAAUAUUCUCUUCUAUUUCUUUGUAGCUUUCUCAAAACCAGGGUUAGAUCUGAUGCACCAAAUUGUAUUUUAAUUUCCCUUUCUCCCAUAUUUUAUUGCAGUUGCUUUGUAGCACAGUACAGAAAGCCCUUCUGGAGGAAGAAGAACGUGUGAAGAACCUAUCUCAAAAAGUGCGGAUCCUGGAGAAAGCUAAUGGACAUCUGAGAGAAAAAGUGAAGAACCUCAAACGCUCUUUGCGUCAGGCUAGCAUGGAGAAUAAGAAAGAGGCCAAGAAACUGGAGAAACUGGAGAAAGAGAAAAGUAUUGCCCAAGGUGCAUCAAAGCUGGACAACCACAAGAAGGUUCAAGCUAGACCAGCCAAUAAACAGACAGGAAACAAACUGGAUUAGGCUUUGAUUAUGGAUCACCAUAGAUGGAACAAGGCUAGUUUUAAAGGCUUGUAAAAAGAUCAGAAUUGCUUAUCCCAGUUUUCCAGUUCCAAAUGGAUCUGUUCAUAAAAUAUAUAGUUGUUACAUGUAAAUAAUUGGGUUUAUUCACUAAUCUGGGAAUUGUGAAGAGAUUCUUUGAAGACCAAAAUAGCCAAAUUAGAAAAAUCCUCCAUGUCUGCUAUUUUUCCAGCUUGACUCUUUUGGCCCAAUAUUCUCCUAGUCAAUUCUCCACGAUUUCUGUUUUAGUUUAAAAAAAAAUCCUUUUAUAUAACAGGGUAGUUUUAUACUUACAUUUUUUGUAUUUAAUGUGCUUUUUAGGUAGUUUUCUUUUGAGCCACUUUCAUGUUACCAUGUGACACAUGUUUUUUAUCUUGCUGUGGUACUGUUCUAUGGAUGUUUCUUUUCAGGAGUACAAUAGAUCGUCAGGCGAUACAUACAGCAACAACUUUUUUUAGGCGCAUAUACUGUUUAAAACAAAUUAGUAACAUAAGAUAAUGCAUGAUUUCAAUGUUUUUAACAGAGAAAAACAGGAGUUUUUUUUUUUUUUUUUUUAAGAAUCUCAAUUUUACCCAAACAGACUAUUAUAUUAUAUUGGUCUAAAAGAUAUGUUACUAUAUUUAAAGGACAGUAUUACAAAUGUCAGUGCAUGCUAAGGUUAUGCAACAGUAGUGUUCUAUAAAAAGAAAAAAAAUACAGUGCAUUUUGUUUUCCUAUUACUAUGCACUUCUUUUCUACUCACAUGUUAAGUGACUUGUGCUUACGUCUCUGUAAAAAAAUACCAUUAAAAUAUUU